Molecule: messenger RNA, 1207 nt
Organism: Durusdinium trenchii
Lineage: Eukaryota; Dinophyceae; Suessiales; Symbiodiniaceae
Source: the annotation of a GenBank genome assembly
AUGGAUCGGCGAACCCGUAUCAUCGUGGUCGAAUGUCUCCGCGACGGCCAAGCCCUAUCGAGGCUGCUUGAGGUCUUGCCAGAAGAAAACACUGCCAAAUUCAAGGUGUUGUUCAACCCAGAACUCGGUUUCAGCAAGCGCUUGUAUGUGGACUUCAACCUCGUUCUCAAGCAGGUGAAGUUGCGGCAGAGCCUCGAUAGUCUGACGCAGCGACCAGACCUUUGUUUGCAAAGCAAGUGUGAUCCUGCUGUCAGCCGCGGUCUCAACCAGUUGAUGGAAAUGAAGAGAGCGGAGCGGAUCCACGUUCUCAAACUGAUGGACUCCUUUCCAAGCGCCGUGUGCGUAGAGGACAUUGAAACUCAGUAUGGCGACUUUGUUGCCGAGAAGGAGUUGCAUGGAGGUUGUUUGGAUGAUAGAGAUGACAACAAGUCGGCACAUUCUCGGAUGACCGGCCGGACGGGGCGGAGCGGCCGCAGUGGCCGAAGCGGCGGCCGAAGUGCGCGGAGUGGAUCAGGCCAAGGAUCAGCAGAUCAGGAUGGCCCCCAGGACAUUCAUGAGGCCGAGGAAGCAGAACACUCUGAUCAUGAUGAUGCAGCCUCCGUCACCGAGGAGGUGAAGGUGCGCAACGCAAAGAUCUUCAUGAAGCCGAAGUUGGAGAGUGCUAACCCUGCUUACGAAAGGCAUUUACGAGACCGGGAGUACCAGGUCCUUGACGCGAUGAGCACUAACAAAUUGGCAGUGAAAGAGCUCAGCCGAGCGAUGAAGGAGGUGGCAAGUCCGCGGAGAGUGGGCCCCAAGAAAGAUGUCGACAAAGCCUUUCUUGCGCCCGGCACAGAAGUGCAUAUCUACUCUGGCCAGGCCAGGAACACGGCCGAGCUUCAGAAGAAGGCUCUUCGGGAGAAAAUGCAGGAUCAGGGUCAGCUCUGGACCUACUCAGCAGAGCGGAACUCCGGUUGCUUUCCUCUCUUGGACAAAGACGUUCCAUUGGACAGGAUGCUCCGGCAGGAAGUUCCGCAGGAGGACAAUCGGAAACCUUUCAAGUAUCCAAGCCCGCGCGAGGCGGCUGACUACCGUCGAAUGGCCAAGCAGGUCUCCGACUCUCGGAAGGAAGACCUGCAAACUCGUUGGGUAGAGAAUCAACUGCACCCCGAGCUGCAGCUGAAGGAGAUCAUCACUGGUGCCUUUGAUGCGCAAUCCCUUGGGAUUG